Leopardus geoffroyi (Geoffroy's cat) is the source of this 1877-nucleotide messenger RNA. RefSeq names its product double C2-like domain-containing protein gamma. Lineage: Eukaryota; Metazoa; Chordata; Mammalia; Carnivora; Felidae. The transcript has 11 exons. The record is from RefSeq and is a predicted model, not a curated record. Gene Ontology annotation, cellular component: membrane. Bases 532 to 1695 code for a protein of 387 amino acids.
ACCCACUCCUACACGCCUCCCCCUGCAUCCAUCCCUCCCUCCUCACCUAUCCCUCCCUUCACAAGCCCCUCCCAUUGCCCCUCACACUUCACACCCCCUGUGUCACCUCUGGCCCUCCAGACUCCUCAGAUGAGAGCAGGGCGCAUGACGGUGGUAAAAAAUAACUGAUGGUGUGAAGGGGGAAGGAGGAAGGAGGGAGGCUGAGCCCCAAGGGACCCCUGGGGUUGAGGGCAGAGAAGUGCCAGCCUCCUGAGCCCAGGAGAUGGCUCUGACCCCGCCCCUUCCCCCUCCCUCACCGCUUCUGGGAGGCUCUUUGCUCACCGUCUUGCUCAAGGGUCCUCUCAGUCUGGCUUAUACUCCGCGAACCAAACCAAGUGGACGAGCUCACGGAGUGGUCCUGGCUGCCACCCAAGACUCCCCCCCCACGCCCUCAGGGAUGCCUCUUCACCCUGGCUCCUUGGCCCGCUGCGUUCCCCCCGUCUCCAGUUCGUGGGGGCUUCUCUGAGUCCCCGCCCCCACGUCCAAGCCCCCAUGGCGGGCGCAGCAGCAGGGAGCCGGGGGCGGCCACAGCGGGUGAACGUGCAUGAGCACAUGGCCAUCGACGUGAGCCCCGGCCCCAUCCGGCCCAUCCGCCUCAUUUCCGACUAUUUCCCACACUUCUACCCCUUCGCUAAGCACACUCUAAGCGCCCCAGACCCACACCCUGCAGCGAUCCCUGCCAUUCGCUCUGCACCCCGGCAGCGGGCCGACCCAGAGCCAGAGGGAGAUUCAGAUGACAGCACUGCCCUGGGCACCCUCGAGUUCACGCUUCUUUUCGAUGCGGACAACAGCGCCCUGCACUGCACGGCUCACCGGGCCAAGGGUCUCAAGCCACCAGCCUCAGGCUCUGUGGACACCUAUGUCAAAGCCAAUCUGCUGCCAGGAGCCAGCAAGGCCAGCCAGCUGCGGACUCGCACAGUUCGGGGCACAAGGGGGCCCGUCUGGGAGGAGACGCUCACCUAUCACGGCUUCACCCGCCAGGAUGCUGGGCGAAAGACACUGCGGCUGUGUGUGUGUGAGGACCCGCGACUGCGGCGAAGGCGGGGGGCGCCUCCCCUGGGGGAGCUGCGGGUGCCCCUGAGGAAGCUGGUGCCCAACCGAGCCAGGAGCUUCGAUGUGUGUCUGGAGAAGCGGAAGCUGACCAAGAGGCCCAAGAGUCUGGACACCGCCCGUGGCAUGUCCCUGUAUGAGGAGGAGGAGACGGAGGCAGCAGGGGACGAGCGCGGGCGCAUCCUGCUGUCGCUGUGCUACAGCUCUCGGCAGGGCGGCUUGCUGGUGGGUGUCCUGCGCUGUGCCCACCUUGCCCCCAUGGAUGCCAAUGGCUAUUCGGACCCCUUCGUCCGCCUUUUCCUGCAUCCAAACGUGGGGAAGAGACGUAAAUACAAGACCAGUGUUCGGAAAAAGACCCUGAACCCCGAGUUCAAUGAGGAAUUCUUUUAUGCAGGCCCAAGGGAGGAGCUGGCCCAGAAGACACUGCUAGUGUCUGUAUGGGACUAUGACCUGGGCACAGCUGACGACUUCAUUGGCGGGGUGCAGCUGAGUAGCCACGCCAGCGGGGAACGCCAGCGGCACUGGUGUGAGUGCCUGGGCCGCAGUGACUGCCGACUGGAGCUGUGGCACCCGCUGGACGGUGUGCCCCCCCAGCUCAGCGACUAGAAGGGGUACCCGGCCCGGCCCCGCUCACCACCCUCCCCCAAACGGACCCACAGAGCCGGGAGGACCUGGAGCUGCCUCACCCACCGUGCCCAGCCCCACGUCAAACUGUUUGCUCCCUUACCCCUGCGUCCAAGUUCACCCCUCUGCCAACCAUGAAGAAUAAACUUCCAAACCAGGCCAGA